Molecule: messenger RNA, 2901 nt
Organism: Rhinichthys klamathensis goyatoka
Lineage: Eukaryota; Metazoa; Chordata; Actinopteri; Cypriniformes; Leuciscidae
Gene: znf451
Product: zinc finger protein 451
Exons: 14
Coding region: 118-2721 (867 amino acids)
Biological process (GO): regulation of transcription by RNA polymerase II
Cellular component (GO): nucleus
Molecular function (GO): DNA-binding transcription factor activity, RNA polymerase II-specific; sequence-specific DNA binding
Source: RefSeq, a predicted model, not a curated record
CUCAUUUCCUAACUGCUCUGCUCAGUUUAGCUAAUGUUUUGCUAAUGUUUUGCUAACUUUGAGACGAGCCAGCAUUAGAAACGUGAUUGAUGUAAUGCUCCACCGAGCACAGAUGUGAUGAUGUCUGCCUCUACAGUCAUUGAAGAUGUGGAGGAUGAUGUGGAGUUUGUGUCUGAGGGCCCUCUCAGACCAGUGCUGGAGUGCAUAGAUCUGCUGAGUGACGGAGAGGAUGAAGGAGGCAUUUCAGCCGCAGACACCAUCGAGGAUCAGGUGGACCGCCAGCGAGCUCAUGCUGUGUCCACGCUGGACCGACUGGCACGACAGGUCGCUGUGGAGAAACAGGAGAGGGCCGACAAGUGCAAAGCGUUCAAGGAGAAGAUUAUUUCACAGCAAGCCCACGGACGGCACGAGCUGGCGGUCAGCCGGAGCAAUAACGACAGAGAUAAUGCCAAGCGCUGUGUGGACAUUUGGCUAAAAAUGCCAGGAUUACAGCCAGGCAGCAUUAACUCCUGCUCACUGUGGAGACGCAGAUCGGCUCCUGGUCCGGCGAGGGCUUCUCCACAAACCUGCCCGGUCAUCAACUGCGGCCGAGUCUACGACAACGUGCCUUUGCUUGAGGGACAUCUGAAACGCUUUGAUCAUUCCCCCUGUGACCCCACGAUCACCCUGAAGGGCAGCCCGUCCUCUGUCUACGCAUGUGUGGCCUGUGGACGCCACUUCAGCUCUAAAGAGGCAUGGACGGAACACCUGGAGUCGAAGGUGUCCUCCUCUGACGCGAGUGGCCACAGCCGUUCCCAGACCUAUCAGCUGAUCGUGUGCUUUGCAUGUCCUGCCUGUUACCUCCUCUUCAACACCAGGGACGAAUGCCUUCAGCACAUGUCUGCAAAAAACCACUUCACUCAGUCCAUCUUUCUCUGUGAAGCAAAACCGUCAGCCGUGCCCGUGCCAGUUCCACGGUACGCCAAGAACCGUUUAGUCGCUCUAUGUAAGGAUAUUAGCUUCAACGUCAAGUGCACAGUCUGCUCUAAGGUGCUCGCCUCGCAUAUGGAGGCCAGAGCACACUUCAAUGUGCAAUGCAGACAUGGCUGCGCCAUUGCCACUGCCGAUCAAAGCGUGGCUGACAUCAUGAGGAAGAUGGCGGUGACGGGUCAAUGCUCCUCAUGCCUCAAACCUUUUCUUAGCGUGGCUCAGAUGGAGGAGCACAAAGAGCUCAUGAAACACGAGGUGGAGAGAGUCGGCAGCAUGACCAGAGGUCUUCUUUACUACAGCAACUACUGUGAAAUCAGAAAUGCUCAGAAGGGCAUGGCAUGUGGGGCUACAGAAAACUAUACAAAUGGGCCUUUAGCCAAGCGAAAAAGACCGGCUAGCUUAGAUUCCCAAGCCAAACCAGGAAAACGAUUACAGCUCGCCUGGUUCUGUGAAUGCGGUCUACGCUUCACCGAGGAGGAAACGGCAAAGAAACACAUCCAAGCGGCAAAUCAGAUCUUCCACAAAUGCGCCGUCUGUGGAAAGUUAAUGGGAGAAUCGUCUAUAACGCGCUUGCAUAUGAGCCGGUUCCACGGUGGCGCUCAUUUAUCCAACUUUCUUUUCCACUGCAGAAAGUGCAAAGUGGAAAUGCCAAGGAUGGAAGACAUCAUGGCUCAUAUUGGUGUGAGCCAUAGAGGACACAACUAUUACCAAGAAAGAGAAGACGCGUUAGACGAGCGUGUCUCGUCUAGCAUGUCCCCUAAACCGUCAACAAGUGCGGAAAGCAAAAUCCUCAGGCCAGCAAGUUCCUCUCGCGUCUCACCUCCGAAAGUCGAGUCUUGGCUCUGUCGAAUGUGUGAGGAUCUCUUCGACUCGGAGGCGUCGGUGCGAACACACUGCGGGGAUUUGAGCAGCCAUAGUUUCCAAAGGUUCGCUUGUGGCCACUGCCCGCAAAAGUUUUUUAAAGAGUCCACUUUGCGACGCCAUUGCGCCAACGAACACGGUGGCGACAUUGUCCUCCGCUACUUCUGUGGACUCUGCGAAAGCAUGUUGUAUGACACCGAGAACGAGUUUCAGGAGCACUACGACAGUCUGCAUAGCCACGACUACUACCGCUUGGAAACGGCUGGGAAUAAUUCCCAGGCGAACGCUGUUGAGAGUCCCAUAGCGGGUACGAGUCCGACUCCUUCACAACUUUGUGCUUGCAUGGGCUCUGAGAAAAGCAAAGAGGAAAGGAAAGAAAUUUUCACAAAGUGCAUGAAACAGUUGGCCGUCGAAAAUAAAUGCAGAUACUGCUGCCGCCAGUGCGACAAAAACACGCCGGCCUACGCGGAGAUGAAGACACACCUCCUCCUACACCACAAGACCCAGGGCAGUGAGAAACGGUUUGAUGUUCUCUGCACCAUUUGCUCACAGAGCCACAAAGAUGUGCCCAGUUUCCAUUCACACUACCAUAAGCAUCACUGCCAGUCAGAGCCUUGCGCUUGUUCCCGACCCAACGCCACAGACGAUAAACCAGCCUCCACCGGCAGUGUUAUAACCGCUGAGGAGAUCUUCCCUCAGAGUAAUGUGGAGGAGUUUCAAGAUGUGAAUAAUGCCGUUACCUCUAAUGCUCUCGAUGUUAAAAAAAAAGUGAGCGUUUCGCAAGAUUUUGAAGAUGAAGAUUCGUUUGAUCAUGACAUGAAACUGGCUUUGGCCUUGAGUGCGGAUGAGGCCAUGAAAUCAAAAGAGUUGGAAAUUGCUUUGCAUGCAUGAAGAGUAUUAUCAUUGUGGAAAUGGAAGAAGCAUUGAAAAGAAGCUUACAGGAGUUUUGAUGAGGAAAGAGAAACGGACCUGUUUUCCCAUGUCGUCCAUGCACUGUAGCCAUUAAACAUGUAUUUCUUUUCUUUCUGUGUUUUUCUUUUAAGUUCAAAUAAAGGAAAGUAAUUAAAAUGG